Molecule: messenger RNA, 6968 nt
Organism: Pantherophis guttatus
Lineage: Eukaryota; Metazoa; Chordata; Lepidosauria; Squamata; Colubridae
Gene: BLTP2
Product: bridge-like lipid transfer protein family member 2
Source: RefSeq, a predicted model, not a curated record
CGCGCUCCCGCUGGCCCCGCCCCAGGCGCCGCCGGUGACGGGCGGUUGGAGCGCCCCCCCCUGCCCCCCCCCCCCCCAUGGCGGUCCCCGUGCUGGGCGCCCUCCUGCUGGUGCUGCUGGUGCUGCUGGGCGGCCUCUGCCUGGGCAGGUGGCUCCUGUACAUACUGAUUACCAACUGGUGCCGGCGGCGACUCCAAGCAGAGUUGAAGAUCCAGUCCUUCUGGGUUUUCGGGAUCCAAAACCUCAGCUUGAAGUUUCAAGAGGAGCAGCAGACGGUGGAGAUCGACAGCAUCUGGAUCUCCAGCAGGCUCCUGAACCAUGAUGUGCCGCGCUACCUGGCCCUGUGCUUUGGAGAGGUGCGCAUCCGGGUGGAUCUGCAGAAGUCCCCUCACCUGCAGCCCUCUGACCCCUUGCCCCCCGACCCUGCUGACGGGGCCCAAGAAGAGGCGCUGUCCCUGGGCCCCUCACUGCUGCAGCUGCUCAGCCAGCUCUGCUCCUUCCACGUGGACUCGGUCAACGUGAUGGUGCUGCACGUGGCCGCCUCGGAGUCCCUGUGGCACGUCCAGGUGUCCAGGUCUCAGGUCUUGCUGGGCUGUGACGGCAGGAGCGUGGCCUGCGAGCUGACCUGUGGCCAGGUGAACAGCAAAGUGCUGAAGAGCAGCCAGCAGGACGAUGCCUGCCUGGCCGAGCUCUCCCUGGCCCUCUCCGUCUCGCUGGACGUCAGCCUGGGCAAGCAGCAGCUGCAGAGCGUGGCCCUGGGGGUCUGGAGCCUCCAUGCCGAGCUGCACGAGGGGCUCUUCCACAGCGAGCUUCUGCAGCGCAUGGGCGGCAGUCCCCGGAAGGGGGCAGAUUCCCCGAAGGCUCUGGCGCUGGGUCCGCCCCCCCUGGGCCUGGCCGGCCUGAAGUACGUCCCCUCUCGGCUGAAGGUGGACCUGGAGACCACCAGCCUGGUCCUCUCCAUGAACAGCCAGAAGAGGCACCUCACCUGGACCCUGAAGCGGCUGCAUUUCGCCCACCAGUGUGAUGAGGAGCAAAUCCCGCUCCGGAGCUUCACCCCCACCUGCGACCUGCCCCAGAUGAGCAUCGAGCUGGUGCUGGAAGACGGGCUGCUGCUGUCGCAAAGCCGCCAACGCAUCGUGUGCCUCAACCUGUUGAAGGCCAGCCUGCAGGUCAUGGCCAUCGACAUCUCCGUGGCCGUCAUGGUCAAUACCUGCAUCGUCCACUACCGGCACCAGGAGUUCUCCCACUGGGUGGGCAUGCUGGCCUCGGCUGAGCAGACCUCCGGAUGGGCCCUCUCGGCCAGGGGCCCCGGCGGCAGGAUGCCUCAGAUCCUGGCCACCAUCAUCCUCAGCGCUUCGGUGUCCAACGUCAACCUCUCCGUACAGCUGGGAGACACCCCUCCGUUCGCCCUGGGCUUCAACUCCAUCUCCGUGGAUUACCAGCACUUGCGUCCUCAGAGCGUCCACCAGCGGGCCGUGCUGGCCGUCGACCACUUCUGCUGGCGGGUGGGGGCGGACUCGCACAUCCAGCGGGCCCCCCACCCCCCGAACAUGCAUGUCUGGGGAGAAGCUUUCAUCCUGGACUCCUUCAACCUUCAGGGCAGCUACAACCAGCCGCUGGGGACGUCCAGCACCCACGCGGACACCCUGUUCCUGGAUUGCACCCUGCGCGGGCUGCAGCUGGAGUCCUCGGACGCCUGCGCCGACUGCCUCUCCCGGCUGCUGCUGCUCUUGCGCCCUCAGGACCCUGGGCCCCAGGAACCCCUGGGGGAGCUGCCCCCCGCCCUGGGGGAGGAAUUCGGGGUGCUUUGGAAGGUGGACCUGAAGGUGGAGGACGUCAACCUCUUUACGCUGUCGAGCUUGGCAGGGGCCACAGAGCUUCGGGUGGACACCUUGACCACGUUGGGCAGUGCCGAGAGCUGCACCAUCAGCAUCCAGGGGGUGGCACUGUCCCUGGUCAAGAGCCUGGCGGAGAAGAUGCAGCCCUGUUGCAAAGCCCCCGCCAUCCCCAGCCCCGUGGCUGGCCUGGCCGCCCUCUGCCUCACCUACCGCAGCAGCAUCCGCUCUCUGGAGGUGCAAUGCGGAGACAACCUGACGCUGCUCUGGAGCCCAGCCACCCACAUGUACCUGUUCGAGCACCUGCUGGCCACCCGGCGCUGCUUCGAGACGCUGCAAAGCUUGCUGUCGCCCCAAAAACCCACCUCCGCGGCCCUUCCCCCGCAGGGCCCCGAAGGCCGGCUCCCUGCCCAGGAUGGGGCUCCCUUCCCAGAGGGCCCGGCACCCAGGAGGCUGCUGGGGCUGACCUUGGAGUUCAGCUCUCUGAAGGUGACCGCCUUCGUGUCGGAGAGCCGCUACUUGAGCCUGGCGGCUGAGCGGCUUUUACUCAACCGCCACGGCGCAUCCCUCCAUUCCUACUGCCCCGGACUGGUGGCCGGCUUUGACGGCAACAGCAUCCUGGUCUUGAAGGAGGUGGAGCUGCAGGCCCUGCCGGAGCUGGAGGAGAUGAUCUUGCACCGUGGCCCCUUCCCCACCCUCUGCACUUUGCGCAACCGAGUCUGGGCCCUCUCUUGCGCCACCGCGGCGGUGGAGUUCCCCUACCAGUAUGACUUCUCGGCUACGUUGGACGAGGCGCUGGGCGUGCAGAAGUGGCUGAGGGGACUCCACGGGCGGAAGGCCGCUGGCGGGACUCCAUCCCAUCCCUUGCCGCCCGACCUGCUGCUCAAGGUCCAGCACUUCUCCUGGGUCUUCCUGGACGACGUCUUCGAGGUGAAGCUCCGCGACAACUACGAGCUGAUGAAGGACGAGAGCAAGGAGAGCGCCAAGCGGCUGCACCUGCUGGACGCCAAGGUGGCCGCCCUGCGCAAGCAGCACGGGGAGCUGCUGCCCGCCCGGAAGAUCGAGGAGCUCUACGCCUCCCUGGAGAAGAAGAACAUCGAGAUCUACCUGCAGCGCUCCCACCGGCUCUACGCCAACACGCCCAUGCGCAAAGCGCUGAUCACGUGGACCAUGUGCAGCUUGGAGCUGGUGGCGCUGGCGGACGAGGCCUUCUCUGGGGCCGAGCGGGUGCUGCAGCAGAUCCGAGACAUGGAUGCCGCCAGCCCCUUCCCCCCCGAGGGCCUGGAGCUCCUCACCCACUGGUGCCGCAUGGUCAAGGGCAGCGUCAAGACCUUCUUCGUGCGGAUCCGGGACUACCCCCGUUAUUUAUUUGAGAUCCGGGACUGGAGACUGUCAGGCCGGCUGGCCGGUGCGGAGACCCCUGGGCAGCCCUGCUCUCGCCGGCGUCAAAAGCUGGAGCUGGGGGCCCCCUGGGGCCCGGUGACCGUGGAGAGAAACAUGCCACCCUUGAAGUUCUACCACGACUUCUGCUCUGAGGUCUACCAGUUCACCAUUGUGUGGGGGCCCUGCUGGGACCCCGCCUGGACCCUGAUCGGACAGGCCAUCGACCUGCUGACCAAGCCUUCGGAAGACCCCAGCGCGCCCCUCCCCUGGUGGGACAAGAGCCGCCUCCUGCUGCACGGCGACUGGCACAUGGAUAUCGAGCAGGCCGGCCUCCACCAGGUGGCCACGGAGGAUCCCUACAACACCACGGAGAACCUGCACUGGGAGUGGAGCCACCUCUCCUUCCACUGGCGGCCUGGCCAGUUCGUCUUCAAGGGAGACCUGGAUGUCAACGUCCGGACAGCGUCCAAGUACGAUGACUGCUGCUUCCUUCACCUGCCCCAGCUGUGCAUGACCCUGGACCUGACCUGGCUGUGCCACGGGAACCCCCACGACCACCACAGCGUGGUGCUGCGCUCCCCGGAGUUCCUGCCCGAGGUGCCCGUGGGGCAGCAGUACGACUCCUACCGGGCCUUCCGCUCCGAGAACCUCAACCUGGCCAUCCGCAUGGACCUCACGCGGCCCAGUGGCGAGGCCUCCCAGCCGCGCAUCCUCCUGUACAGCAGCACCCUCCGCUGGAUGCAGAACUUCUGGGCCACCUGGACCAGCGUCAGCCGCCCCAUCUGCCGCGGGAAGCUCUUCGGCAACCUCAAGCCCAGCAAGAAGAAGCUGGGCCAGCACUACCGCCAGCUCUCCUGCACCGCCCUCUUCCCCAAGCUCCAGAUCCAUUACUGGGCCUCCUUUGCCCAGCAACGUGGCAUCCAGCUGGAGUGUGGCCAGGGCCACAUCUUCACCCGUGGCACGCAGCGGCUGAUUCCUCAGGCCGGCACGGUCAUGCGCCGCCUGAUCUCCGAGUGGAGCAUCGUGCAGAUGGUGAGCGACCUCAGCCUGGUGAACGUCCACCUGAUGGCCUCCCCCUGCGAUGAGAACGUGGACCAUCGCUUGGACUCCCUGGUCAAGAAGACCCACCUGCUGAGCCUCUCCUCCCUCACCUACCAGCGCCACAGCCUCCGCACGGCCGAGGAGGAGAUUCUGCUGCGGGACGGGGACGCUGUGCUUCACACCCACCAGCUGCACCUGGUGGACCUGCGGGCGUCCUGGACCACCACCAACCGGGACAUCGCCUUCGGCCUCUACGACGGCUACAAGAAGUCCGCAGUGCUGAAGCGCAACCUGUCCACCGAGGCCCUGAGGGGACUGAAGAUCGGCCCCCAGUUGCCCGCCAAGAAGCCCAGGCGGGGCCCUCCCCCCAGCCACCAGCCCCCGCUGCGGGUCAUCGUGCCGGCGAGCAGCGGCCGGACCGAGCGAAGCCCCUCCGGAGGGGCCUCCAUGUUGCAGAAGCUGAUUGAGGAGACAGACAAGUUCGUGGUUUUCACCGAGGAGGAGUCGGGGGUCAGCGAACAGCUGUGCGGGAUCGCAGCCUGUCAGACCGAUGACAUCUUCAACCGCAACUGCCUGAUUGAACUCGUCAACUGCCAGAUGGUUCUCCGUGGGGCCGAGACAGAGGGCUGCGUGAUUGUCUCGGCCUCCAAAGCCCAGCUGCUCCAGUGCCACCACCACCCGGCCUGGUACGGGGACACCCUCAAGCAGAAGACCUCCUGGACGUGCCUGCUGGACGGCAUGCAGUACUUCGCCACCACCGAGAGCAACCCCUCCGAGCGGGAGGACGUGCAGCUCUGGCUGGAGGUCAAGAACAUUGAGGAGCACCCGCAGCGCACCCUGGACUCCGUGCAGGAGCUGAUGGAGAGCGGGCAAGCCGUGGGCGGCAUGGUCAGCACCACCACAGAUUGGAACCAGCCGCACGAGGUGAAGCCCACACAGCAGGUCCAGCGCAUCAUUUCGCGCUGCAGCUGCCGCAUGUACUACAUCAGCUACAGCCACGAUAUCAACCCCGAGUUGGCCACCCAGAUCAAACCGCCGGAGCUGCCUGCCAACCUGGAGAAAGACGACCUUCUCAAGAAGCGGGAAGGGGCCGUGGACACCUUCACGCUAAUCCACCAUGACCUGGAGAUCUCCACCAACCCGGCCCAGUACGCCAUGAUCCUCGACAUUGUCAACAACCUCCUGCUGCACGUGGAGCCCAAGCGGAAGGAGCACAGCGAGAAGAAGCAGCGAGUCCGUUUCCAGCUGGAGAUCUCCAGCAACCCGGAGGAGCAGCGUAGUAGUAUCCUGCACCUGCAGGAGGCCGUCCGGCAGCACGUGGCCCAGAUCCGGCUCCUGGAGAAGCAGAUGUACUCGGUCAUGAAGUCCUUGCAGGACGACGGGCGGAACGAGUCGCUGCUGGAGCACAACCAGAAGCUGCAGCAGCAGCUGAGCCAGGAAAAGGCCACCUUGCAGCAGGAGAGCGAGGACCUGAACAUUCUGAUCAGGUGCUUUAAGGACUUCCAGCUGCAGAGGGCCAACAAAAUGGAGCUGCGCAAACAGCUGGAGGACGUCAGUGUGGCUCGCCGGACCGAGUUCUACUUCGCCCAGGCCCGCUGGCGCUUGACCGAAGAGGACGGGCAGCUGGGCAUCGCGGAGGUGGAGCUGCAGCGCUUCCUCUACAGCAAGAUAAACAAGUCGGACGACACAGCCGAGCAUCUCCUGGAGCUGGGCUGGGUGACUAUGAACAACCUGCUGCCCAACGCCGUCUACAAGGUGGUCCUGCGGCCCCAGAGCGCCUGCCAGUCGGGACGCCAGCUGGCCCUGCGGAUUUUCAGCAAGGUCCGGCCGCCAGUGGGCGGCAUUUCCAUCAAGGAACACUUUGAGGUCAACGUGGUGCCGCUGACCAUCCAGCUGACGCACCAGUUCUUCCACCGCAUGAUGGGGUUUUUCUUCCCUGGACGCAACGUGGAGGAGGAGGAGGUGGGCGACGAAGAGGACAAGUCCAAGCUGGUGACCACGGGCAUGCCGGUUGUCAAGCCGCGGCAGCUGAUGGUCUCCGAAGACUCGCUGGGCUCCGGGAAGGGCAUGGGCCAAGGGCUGAACCGGACAUCGGGGGUCAGGCGCUCCUUCCGCAAAACACCCGAGUACCCGGUGGACGACAUUGACAAGAUGAAGGAGCGGGCGGCCAUGAACAAUUCCUUCAUCUACAUCAAGAUCCCGCAGGUGCCCCUCUGCGUCAGCUACAAGGGAGAGAAGAACAGCGUGGACUGGGGGGACCUCAAUCUGGUGCUGCCGUGUCUCGAGUACCACAACAACACCUGGACGUGGCUGGAUUUUGCUAUGGCAGUGAAGCGGGACAGCCGGAAGGCCCUGGUGGCCCAGGUCAUCAAAGAGAAGCUGCGCCUGAAGCCAGCGGUGGGCACGGAGUCCCGGGCGAGGCAGGAGAGCAAGCUGGAGGGGCCGGUGCAGCAGCAGGAGGAGGACGAGAAGGCCCGGCUGCUGAUCGGCCUGAGCGUGGGCGAGAAGAACCCGGGCAAGAAGUCCAUCUUCAGCCGGCGCAAGUGAGGCCGCUGGGCCUGCCAGGCGGGAGCCCACCAUCACUGCCUGCCCUGCCGGGGCCCGGCCUGUGGGCGCUCUUGGGCACUGUUGGCCAGGUGCUGGGCUGAGACUGAAGGGGCCCCCGAGGGCCCCAGAGGCGCGUGGGACCAGGCUACGGAGAGCGGGGGG